Siniperca chuatsi (mandarin fish) is the source of this 6484-nucleotide messenger RNA. RefSeq names its product eukaryotic translation initiation factor 2-alpha kinase 3 (gene eif2ak3). Gene Ontology annotation, molecular function: protein binding; protein kinase activity; ATP binding. Gene Ontology annotation, biological process: protein phosphorylation. NCBI's taxonomy places the organism in Eukaryota, Metazoa, Chordata, Actinopteri, Centrarchiformes, Sinipercidae. Bases 344 to 3661 code for a protein of 1105 amino acids. The record is from RefSeq and is a predicted model, not a curated record. The transcript has 18 exons.
UUAGUAUGCGAGUAUGCGUGAUUGACAGCAAACGGCGCAAUGAGAAGCGGUUACAUGAAUCUUUAACGAAUGUAGUGAUUUUACUGUCCAAUCUUAGUGUAGAAACAAGGCGGGACUUAGCGUUACUAAGGCAAGUCUUGAGUCAAGUAUAAAGGGAAUAACAUGGUGUCCCAGUGGCUGUUUAUGUUUACUUAAAGAACAGAUUUGAAAGGGCGUUUUGCAAGACACAAUGGAGUUUUCUUUGUAGUUACACAGUUUUUUGUACUUUAAGUUUUUUUAUGUUAAGAUUUACAAGGCCAGUGGCAUGUAAAUCUCAUAUUUCACUAAUGUGCCAGUCUUACAAAUGGAAAGGGGGCUUCACUUUGGAAACGUGAGCAUUUCCCUGGUGCUCCUGCUGUUGCUGAAAGCGCUCAUCGGAUUCGGGACUUUGCAAACUCAGAGCUCCGCCAUCGGGAGGGAGCCGCAGUCCGCCACCCGGGGUUCGGGUUCGACCUCGGAGAAAGAUGGUGCAAGAGUCAUGGAGCGGGGCUUAGAGAACGUAGGUGCCCCGGUCAUUGUAGCAGACGUUACCGUGGAGGACGACGAUAACGGAUCGGCGGGGGAGGCCGACGAAUCACAUUCAGAAAGUAUCGGAAGCGUCCAACCGACAAGGUCUCUUGUGAUCAUCAGUACCCUGGAUGGGCGGAUCUCGGCUCUGGAUCCUCACAACCAGGGCAGGAAGCAAUGGGACCUAGAUGUCGGCUCAGGGUGCUUGGUGUCCUCAAGCCUCAGCAAACCUGAGGUGUUUGGCAAUAAGAUGGUCAUCCCUUCACUGGACGGUGCCUUGUUUCAGUGGAACCGAGACAGGGAGAGUAUGGAGGCAGUGCCUUUCAGUGUGGAGUCCCUGCUGGAGUCAUCCUACCGAAUUGGAGAGGACACUGUCCUGGUUGGGGGCAAAUCCCUUACUACCUAUGGCCUGGGGGCCUACAGUGGCAAGCUUCGGUACAUCUGCUCUGCGGUGGGCUGCAGUCGCUGGGGGGAUGAAGAGAUGGAGACUGAAGACGUGCUCCUGCUGCAGAGGACUCAGAAGACUGUGCGAGCCAUCAGGCCCCGAUCAGGGAUGGAGAAGUGGAACUUCAGUGUUGGAAACUUUGAGCUGAAGCUCCUUCCUGAGACACAGUCUGGAAUGAGCUUCCUGGAGGGAGAAGUUGCGAAUGGCGACGCCUGGAGGGAGAGUCAGCGGGUCAUCACUGAUGAACCAAAAGAGAGAGAGCAGACGGACAACCAGCAAAACCAGAACCAGCAUCUGGACCUCGUCAUCAAAGUGUCUGUUCCUGAUUGGAAGGUCAUGGCCUUCAGUACCGAGCCUGAUGGACAGCUGGUUUGGGAACGUCAGUUCUGCACACCCAUCGCUUCGGCUUGGCUGGUGGGCGGCGGUAAAGUCACACCAAUCACCCUGUUUGACGACAAUGCCUACAGCAACCAGUCGGAAACUGAUGACGAGGAUGAUGACAGUGAUCCUAAGAAGGCCAGAGGAGCUGCAGAGUCCAGUGUUUACCUUGGGAUGUUCCAGGGACAGCUCUACCUCCAGUCCUCAGUGAGGAUCACCGAAAAGUUCCCUUCCAAAGCUAUCGGAUCGGAAAACGACAUAAUUCCACUACCCACUGUCAAAUGGAAGCCUCUAAUCCAUUCCCCAUCUCGAACACCAGCCCUGGUCGGCUCUGAUGAAUUUGACAAGUGUCUGAAUAAUGACAAGUUCUCCCAUGAAGAAUACAGCAACGGAGCCCUGUCCAUCCUUCAGUAUCCAUAUGACAAUGGCUACUACUUCCCCUACAGCAAGCGUUACCGCGGGAAACGUGACAGUGCUGUAAGCCUGAUAAAAGGAAAUGGGGCAGGAGCUGAGAGUCGCAGGAGAAAGGACCCCGUGCUGCUGCUGCCCUGGUGGAAAGAGAUCCUCGGCACCAUCGUCUUCUGCAUCGCCGCCACCACCUACAUCGUCCGCAAGUUCUUCCACCCUCCCGCCCCUGUGGCCUAUGUGAGGCAACGGAAAGAGUCAGAGACACAGUGCCAGACAGACAGCAAGUUUGACCUUGAGAUUGUGGAAUCCAAAGAGCCGGUUGCUAUGGAGACCCGUUCCAGCGAAUAUGUGUCCAGGUACCUGACUGACUUUGAGCCGGUGCAGUGCCUUGGCCGCGGGGGGUUCGGUGUUGUGUUUGAAGCCCGCAACAAAGUGGACGACUGCAACUACGCCAUCAAAAGAAUCCGUCUGCCCAACAGAGAGCUGGCCCGUGAGAAAGUGAUGCGAGAGGUGAAGGCCCUGGCCAAGCUGGAGCACCCGGGGAUUAUCCGCUACUUCAACGCCUGGCAGGAGAGCCCCCCCGAGGGCUGGCAAGAGGAGAUGGACCAGAGGUGGCUGAAAGACACCAGUACUACCGACUGGCCAAUGAGCUUCCUUGACCACAUGGAGGCGCUGUCAGUCAAAGUUCCAGUGUCCAGCUCAGUGUCACCUGUCUCUGGGCCUGAAGGAGACGCUCUGGAAGCCUCUGUCGAUGCGCGGGCCCUGCUCUCCAGCAGUGUCGAUGGUUCUAUAGGUUUUGGUGUUGACACUGGAGACCUGUCCUUCCACCCGCUGCUGGGCCAUGACAGCCUGAUGUCUGAGAGGGACAGCCAGGCCGACCCCGACGCCUCAGACACCCCCCACUCCUUCGAGCUCUGUCCUCCACGUGGCCCCAGCGACUGCACCUCUUCUUCCUUUGAUAUCGUGUUCGAGGACUCGGGCUGUGACCGAGAUGCCGACGCAGACACAGACUCGGCUUCUGGUGCAGCCAGUCCAGGCACGCUGACGGAGAAGAACAGCUCUUCUUCCUCGCACACCAGACGACAGGAAUCUGUCCCGCCCUCCUCUUCCUCUCCACCCCGGCCAACCUCACUUAUCCUGGCUCUCCCCCCAACUCCUCCAACCCAGCGAGUCCAGCCUUCUCCCAAGGUGUACCUGUACAUCCAGAUGCAGCUCUGUCGGAAAGAGAACCUGAAGGACUGGAUGGCUCAGCGCUGCCUCCCGGAGCAGAGGGAGCACAACCAGUGUCUGGAUAUCUUCCUCCAGAUUGCAGAGGCCGUUGAUUUCCUGCACAGCAAGGGGCUCAUGCACAGAGACCUCAAGCCCUCCAACAUUUUCUUUACUAUGGAUGACGUGGUGAAGGUGGGAGACUUUGGCCUGGUGACGGCCAUGGACCAGGAGGAGGACGAGGACGAGCCGAGCGCCCUGACGCCUGCCCCACUCCUGACCCGACACACGGGCCAGGUUGGCACCAAGCUCUACAUGAGCCCAGAACAGCUGUCUGGAAACUCGUACUCUCACAAAGUGGACAUUUACUCUCUGGGUCUGAUCCUGUUUGAGCUGCUGUAUCCUUUCAGGACCCAGAUGGAAAGAGUGAGGACACUGACAGAGGUGAGAGCACUGCGCUUCCCAGAGGUUUUCUCCAAAAACAACGUUCAGGAGCUGAGUAUGGUGCGCAGCAUGCUGUCGUGGAGCCCCGGCGAGCGUCCUGAGGCAGCUGAUAUCACAGGGACUCCCCUCUUCCAGGAGCUAGAGCUGCCUUGCCGACUUGCCGUGAGGCAGCGCUCCCGCACCUACAGCGCCUCAUCCAUGGGACGCCCCUCGCGCCAGACAUCGACUACCUGAAAAUCCCAUGACGCAAUAUGUAACCCUCAUGCCACAAUCCCUGUUUCCCUUUCAUCCCCUUCUGGUCUGCCGCCCAAGAUAAACACCUCAGCCCCAUGCCAUCACACACUGCCUCAGACAGAAUCACUUUAAACGUCAAGUACAACGAAUGUGCGGGAAUUUAUCUCGGUGGCUUUAGAGCAGCGAAGCUAAGUCCUGCACAGUUGCUCUCCUUGGCAAAUACACAUGCCAUUACAUAAUCGCACACCAUUAUGCUCCCCACGUUCCCAAUCUUAAUCACACUUACAAGUGAAAGAAUAUUUUAAAAGCGACAGCCGUUCUGUAAUGUUCACGACCAGACUUGGCUCAAGUGGUACUUGCAAAUAAUUCCUAGUGGUUAUUUCAAAUUGCUUUGAGUAUCAGAUGGGCAGUGUUUACUGCAACCAGUCAGCUCAGUGUAGACUAAGCUGUUAUUCACAGAACAUUAUAACUAAUUGAUUAUGAAAUGUUUACCUGUGAUUGUCUUAAACAACAAACUCAAUCAUCUGAUACUCUGAGAUAAUUGACAGACAUGCAAAGAACUGUUUAAGAUAUGAUUUGAUCCCCGUCUGGUCACAACACACUGCUUGCGCCCUACAUUCAGCCAGUGUUCACUCACCCACACUACACCUCAGGUAUCAAAACCAAGAGGACACUCCAAAGGGGCCUUUGAUGCUUGAUCAUCCUAUCUACUAGUGACUAGUACUGCUCACUGGUACGAGCACUAACUGGUGUUCUGACACCCAAUAUGCCUGAUUUGGGAGACCAAAAAAGACCAUCUUUUUUCCUAUGUUUUUUUUAAUUGAGAGAAGGUGAUGUAUUGCAUAGAGAAGUUGAUCAGAUAUGAUUUGCCUUUAGAAAGGGGCCUGCGGCCCCCUCUGAAUGAAUGCUGAGCCUCUGGCUCAUGUCUUUUUUGCAUGUACCUGAUGGGAAAGUGAAGAGGUGAGUGUGAGUUUGUUAUCUUAAAGCCAGUACUUGGAAGCAGUUUUUCUGUGUGUAAAUUUACACAAUGACUCUGAGGUGCUCAAUCAUUUUUCAACACCUCCUCUUUGCUCUGUGUACAUAAUUGAAGGGAAAAAAUCUGUUUAUAUCUUUUUCGUUAAUUCAGAAGAUAUGUUUGAUCAAUCCUGUACAUAUUGUAAGGCGCUGUUGCUUGUAAAUGGGUUUUUCAUGAGGCAACUGUAAGAUAGUGUGAUAUACUGUGGGAGUGGGAACAAAGAAGAGACGAUCUCUGCCAUUAACGGAUAGCUGAAUGUUACAGUGUGACCUCCAGAGACAGAUGAUGGUGGUCACCGCUUCUAGCUGUUUCAAAUUAUUCUCAGUGUUUGUUUUCACGCGUGGGGUACCAAGUAAAAUGGGUUUGCCCUGCUUUGAGCACCAGAGGAGAGCCCACAGGACCAGAGUGCCAUUUGGAAGUUGGUUAAGUGUACUUUUCUGUAACUGAUAACUCACCUCACAUUUUUGGAAUUGUGCUACUGUGCUCCAACCCCAUCCAGCUGGUGUUUCCGGCCAAGCACGACAAACACAAAUACUGAGGUCUGCAGCUCUCCCAUGAUGCAGGAAAAAUAGCAUUUAGUCAAGAAGAUGAUACUGUUUUAUCCCCUCUACAUUGUCUACUGGGGACCUGGACCUGAUGUUGGUCAUGUGAUCCACAUAAGCAUUGUUUUAUGUACAUAAGAAGUGCUGGGAGAGUCACAUGACCCAUUUGUAACUACACACACACAAACUGCUAAUUGUAAUGUGCUUUCAAUGAUUGUACUUUUCUAAGGAUCUUCUCUUCUUUCUUUUUUUUUUUAAAUAAGUGCAGUUUUUUGAUUAUUCUGCAGGGUUUUUUCAUUACUGUAGUCUGAUACAGGAAGUCAAACUGAUGUUUGUUCAUCCAUCCACUCAGCCCACUGAAGAUGAGCCAUUCUUGUUGUAAAAUUAUCAAUUCUCUCUUCAGAGUUUAAAACAGACUGUACACCCACCAUGAUAAGGGUGGAAACUGGAAGAUUUGGUCCCAUAAUGACAUAUCCUCAAGUUAGGGGGGAAAUGUGAAAACUCAUGCCGCAAAUCCAGACAAAAGUUGCUUUGUGAACGACAGUAUGUAGGUACAGUUACUUAAGAGUAAGUCCUUUGUUGACAAUGUAACACCUUUUGUAGAAUUAAUGUUAGAUAUUUCAAAGGAAUUCAAUAAUGGAUCCAGGGUAAAUCCUUCUUUGCCACAAAAUUAGCUGAAAGGAUUUGGAAACUUUUUUGUCCUCCAUUUUAUAGACAUCAAUUCCUGAUUUAAUUGUGAUACAAAGACUUGUUUGUGGACGAUUUACAACCAGACAGAAGGAAACUUUCACAACUUAUAUCACCUACAGUAGUAAAUAGCUUGUCAGCUUCAUACUAUUAAGACUGAAAACAGCAUUAUUGACAAUAGUGUAUUAUUGGAGGUUCUAUAGAUUUUCUUCUUUUCACUCAAACCAAGAAAAUGUAAUUAUACAUUAUGUUUUUCAUGCUUUGUUGAAUUGGGUUUAUCCUCCUUCCACUCGUACCGUCCAGAUAGCUUUUCCUGAGGAUAGUUCAGUUGAAAAAUAAGACCCCCCCCCCCUCAAUCUCUGAUGCCUGUCUGGACAUUUAGUUGCGUGUUCUUGUGCGCAAACCCCAUUCUCUGUCCAUGUUGAAUUGUAAAUAUGUUUAUUUGCUUUAUUUAUGUUUUAAUGACAUGAUCAAUCCUUUUUGGGUUGGUGUUAUUAUGAAUGCGCUUCAUGCGAUGGAGCGCGUUGGAAUAUGAUGACUUCUUACAAGUCUAAAUUUAAUAAACUGUUCUAUACCGUU